This is a messenger RNA of Trematosphaeria pertusa, 690 nucleotides long. RefSeq lists its product as uncharacterized. The record is from RefSeq and is a predicted model, not a curated record. The transcript is spliced from 2 exons. The coding region runs from base 1 to 690 and encodes 229 amino acids. Lineage: Eukaryota; Fungi; Ascomycota; Dothideomycetes; Pleosporales; Trematosphaeriaceae.
AUGCCGCCCAAUGCCACCUCUAAACCCUCCGGGACGAACCGACACCACGCCUUCACGACUCCCGCUCCACUACCCCCUGCACCCCCCUCAAUACGCGGCAUCCAGCAUCUCUCAAUCGUAUCCCCCGACACCGACACCAGCCCCGAACCCAGCCCCUUCUCUUCAACCCUAGCCCAAGCCUCAUCCACCCGCCCAACGCGUUGGCGGUACACCUUCUCGCCGCCCCGUGUCUCCCAACGCCACGCACCCGUGUCCACUCCAUCCCUCCUCCCCUCCCCGCCCCCCGGCUACCCCCCUCGCAACCCCGACCCCUUCGCCUGGGACCGCAACCACCCGCCCACCUGGCCGGUGAUCCACCUGCCGUACCACGGCGCGGCGCAGCAAGCGCAGCCGACGUCGAUCGAGCACAUGCUGGUGCACGUGCACUACAAGGGCCGCGGAGCGCAGACGCUGCGCCAGCUGCUGUGCGACGCGAUCGACGAGCAGGAGACGGAGGAGGAGAAGGUAGAGCUGGAGAUGCGGACGUUUUUGAGCUGGCCGUUUAAUGUGGCGGCGGAUGGGGGCUGGAAGGAGGUGAGUGGGGUGAGGAGGGAGGAGUGGGGGGUUUGGUGGGGGUUGAGGAUGGAGGAGUUAAGGCAGGAGGAAGAGGAGCGGGAUGAGAGGGAGGAUAAGGAGUGGGGGAUGAUUUAG